GUAUUGUUUAAAAAAAAGUCCGGCGAGCACACCUCAUAUUUUCUCAAAACCUCCCUUUUCUUUGUUUGAAAAUCAUCGAGAUCGCAAGAUUUUACAAACUCGGUGGAUUCGAUUACAACUCUACAUUUGCGCUCAACUUUCGCGUUGCUAAUUGCAAGUGUUGGUACAUUUGAGUGACCUGGUCUAUUCAUUCCUUACGCAGCCUAACAAUGGAAGUUUCUGAUAGUCUCAUCAAUAAGAUCUAUAAUUCUUUCUCUGCUGACGUACAUUUUGCAGCACCAAUAUCCUCUUUGAGUACCAAUGAAGUUGAGUUGGUGCGUGGCGUGUUACAAAUAUUACAAGGGUUCUCAAGUUCUCUAUUCUAUUGGGACAAGAAUAAGCAGAGUUAUCGUGUCAAAAGGGGGAUUUUUUUGAGUCACCUCUCUCGUUCAAGCCUUAAUGCAAUUCUUGGUCAAUUUGUUUAUUCUGCAACAUGUUUAAGGCUGGUAGAGUUAUUAGUUGAUAAGGUUGAGACAAGCAUCCAAUCGCCUAUGCCUACUCUGAGUGCGUUUACAAGCUGUGUCACUGCUUGGCUUAAAAGGCUACGUAAUAUAGCUUUGAAAGAGGAAAUAGGGAUAAGCAAGACUUCUGAAUCUGGAAGUACCCCAACUCUAUUGGGGUUGGCAAGUUCUUUAUCAAGUCUUUGUUCAGGGGCCGAGUAUUUAUUGCAAAUUGUGCGUGGAGCCAUCCCUGAUGUAUAUUUCAAACUUGAUCCUCGGGUCCCAGCUGCUGAAAUAUCUGUUCACGUUCUGAACCAUCUAUAUAAGCAACUAAAUGCCAUUUGUCUAGUAGAAGCGGGUCAGGAGGAUGCCUACAAAGCACUUCUAUAUUUAUUUGUUGGGAGCCUGUUGCCAUGCAUUCAAGGUCUUGAUUCGUGGCUUUUUGAGGGUAUCCUUAAUGAUCCUUUUGAAGAGAUGUUCUUCUAUGCAAACAAAGCUAUUGGAAUAGAUGAAGCUGAGUUUUGGGAGAAGAGCUAUGUAUUAAGAUCGAUAAAGUAUCAGAAAUUAGAUGAUUAUGCCACGGAAGUUAAAGCAGAUAAUCAAGAUGUGAUGGGAAGAAAACCAACCUCUGUCGGGGCUUAUGCAAAAGGAAAAGAGCAGGUUGGGAGAGACUUCCAAGCCUGUCCUUUAUUCAUUAAGGAUAUAGGAAAGGAAAUCAUUUCUGCUGGAAAGUCUUUGCAGCUGAUUCGACAUGCACCUAAGACACAUUCAGUGAACUCUGGCAGUAAUGAAGCAAUUAGCCAGAGCAAAUCUCAGUUUACCUUGUCAGAAGUAUUUUGUGUCUCAUUAGCAGCUCUAAUUGGCCAAGGUGAUCACAUAUCUGAAGACAUGUGGCAAGAUGACACAGUUGUUUCGUUGUUCCAAUCAUCUGUGGAAACACACAAAUCAGAGGAGACUGGUAAGAGCAUGUCAGGUGUAACAUGCUUAAAGAAGUUGCUGGUUGAUACAUCUCCAUGGAAAAGGGAGAAUGGCUUUAGGAAUAUGCAUAAUAUUGCUGGAGAUUCUACUGAUUGGGAGAGAGAGGAUACAUCCACAAGUUCUAUUGUGGAUGAUCUGCUUCUUAGAAGACCAUAUUGUCAUGAAAAUCCAGCUGUUACUGUUUGCCACAGGUCUCUUCACGAGAACAAAGAUUAUUGGAACACAUUAAAUUUAUCAAGAAAUUUUGCUCUUCCCCCUUUAAAUGAUGAAAGCUUAAGAGAGGCUAUCUUUGGGGAAAAAAAAAUGCCAUUUUCAUCCUCUGCAGGAACAAAUUAUGCUUUUGGUUUUCAUUUUGGUGAAUCUGAAUAUCUUCGUAAACAGGAAGAGCAAUAUAUAUUAGAACAACUGUUUCCAUUUCCAACUCUUCUGCCAUCCUUUAAGGAAGACCUUCAUGUGUCAGAGGUUUUACCUUUCCAGAGAAAUAGCACCUUAACUUCAAGAGUUCUUAGCUGGAUUCAAAGUGCUGAAUUAAAAGCUACUCCUCUUCCUGUGGUUAUUAUGCAGGAAUGCCUAGUUGUUUACAUGAAGAAGCAGGUAGAUAAGAUUGGCAGUCAUAUAUUGACAAAAUUAAUGCAUGAUUGGAGAUUGAUGGAUGAACUCGGACUUCUGCGUACUAUAUACUUGUUGGGUUCAGGUGAUCUUCUUCAGCACUUUUUAACAGUGAUUUUCAACAAAUUAGACAAAGGAGAAUCUUGGGAUGAUGAUUUUGAGCUGAACAUGGUAUUACAGGAAUCAAUUAGAAACUCUGCUGAUGGAAUGCUAUUAAGUGCACCAGAUGCAUUGGUUGUAUCCAUUACAAAAGAUAAUGGUGCUAAUGUCGAAGAGAAACUCAGUGCAUCUGCCCUUGUUUCAACACCUCGUAAGACUAAAGGGAACUUUGAUAUUGAUGGGCUUAAUUCAUUGAAAUUCACAUACAAGGUACCUUGGCCACUUGAACUAAUUGCUAAUACUGAAGCCCUAAAGAAGUAUAAUCAGGUGAUGAGCUUUUUGUUAAAGGUCAAGCGUGCAAAAUUUGUCCUGGAUAAAGCUCGAAGGUGGAUGUGGAAGGAUAGAAGCAGCACAACACUAACCCGGAAACGUCACUGGCUUGUGGAGCAAAAACUCCUCCAUUUUGUAGAUGCCUUCCACCAAUAUGUGAUGGAUAGAGUAUAUCACAGUGCAUGGCGUCAACUGUGCGAAGGUGUGUCUGCAGCUGGAUCUUUGGAUGAAGUCAUUGAAGUACAUGAAGCUUACUUAUUGUCAAUUCAACGCCAGUGCUUUGUUGUUCCAGACAAGCUGUGGGCUCUCAUUGCAAGUCGCAUUAACACAAUUCUCGGCUUAGCAUUGGACUUCUACUCCAUACAGCAAACACUAAGUAGUGGCGGAACAAUUUCAACCAUCAAAGCUAGAUGUGAAAUGGAAGUGGAUCGGAUAGAGAAACAGUUUGAUGACUGCAUAGCCUUCCUCCUCAGAGUCCUAUCUUUCAAGUUGAAUGUCGGGCAGUUUCCCCAUCUGGCAGAUCUGGUCACCAGAAUCAACUAUAACUACUUCUACAUGUCUGAUAGCGGUAACUUAGUUACAGCACCUGCUACUUCUAAGCUGGGAAAGUCAUUUCCAGUUAGAACCGGCUAAGAGGCAAAUACUGGUCAUUCGUGAUUAUUUAAAGCUCCCAAGUUGCUUAAUGGUAACUGUGGGAACGAGCAAGUUAUUCCUUACUGUAAAGCUCGAGAGUUGCUUGAUAGUAAUUGUGAAAAUUAGCAAGUUAUUAUCUUCUGUAACUGGUGUGCAUAUGUUGAAACUACUUGAGUUUUGUAUAUGACAUUUUCAGAUUAUACACGGCCUUUACUGCCUUGCUAGUGCAAUAGCCCAGGUGUUUUCUA
Messenger RNA from Daucus carota subsp. sativus, 3376 nucleotides. RefSeq lists its product as uncharacterized. Lineage: Eukaryota; Viridiplantae; Streptophyta; Magnoliopsida; Apiales; Apiaceae. Gene Ontology annotation, cellular component: centrosome; equatorial microtubule organizing center; spindle pole. Gene Ontology annotation, biological process: microtubule nucleation; cytoplasmic microtubule organization; mitotic cell cycle. Gene Ontology annotation, molecular function: microtubule minus-end binding; gamma-tubulin binding. The record is from RefSeq and is a predicted model, not a curated record. Bases 210 to 3128 code for a protein of 972 amino acids. The transcript has 17 exons.